This is a messenger RNA of Acanthosepion pharaonis, 567 nucleotides long. The record is from the annotation of a GenBank genome assembly. Lineage: Eukaryota; Metazoa; Mollusca; Cephalopoda; Sepiida; Sepiidae.
AUGUUUCUCUCUCUCUCUCUCUCUCUCUCUCUCUCUCUCUUCGUCUAUCAUUCUAUCUCUUUUUAUAAUCUCUAUAUUUCAAUAUAUCUCAUUAUAUUCCGGUGUCUGUUUAUUGAACUCUCUCUUAUAAUUUCAUCGGUCUAUCUAUCUAUCUAUCUAUCUAUCUAUCUAUCUAUCUAUCUAUCUCAGCCUCGUGUUCCUUAUCUAUCUAUCUAUCUAUGUUUAUAUCUCGUCUGUCUCUCCAUCUCGGUCUCUCUCUCUCUCUCUCUCUCUAUGGUCUCAUACCUCUCUUUUUCUCUUCCUCUCUGUUCACCUGUCGCUUUCUUUCUACCGAUCACUCUAAAUCUCCGCAUACCUACUAAUCAAUCCUUUGUCUACCUUCCUUCCUGCCUGCCUGCCUCGCUAUCUACUUACCUUCUUGCACGCGCGUCGUUCGCCGUCAUCGCAGCAGUGACAACAACUGCAGUUGCAGCUUCCACUGACGUCGAAGUGCGAAAGUGCUCCUUCUUGAAUCUCUCCACUUGCCACAGUCGCUGCUGUUACCAGCAAUGCAGCUGCUUUUAUUAA